AUUUUCUCCAGCUGAAUAUUAUUCGCGGAAAUGCUUGGAGGGCGCUAUGUGACGCGCCGCAAUGCCCAUGCCCGUCGCGCUUCCGGCGGCCCCUGAGCUCAGUCCAGGCGGACGUUUGAAGCGUCACAGGCCCGAAAUGAGUCCUGAACAGGAGGCGAGUCCGCCGCCGGCUGCGCCUGGUGCUCCGGGCUCACCGACGCCGCAAUCAACACGUCUUACGCCCCAAACACCACAAACGCCUCAGGAUCAUAGUGACGUCGAACAAUUUGCUGGUAAAAUCGUUUAUAAUCCGGACGGCUCAGCGUAUAUUAUUGAAGAGUCAGAUAGUGAAGCAAGUGAAACUGGUGGUUUAGAUAUUGCCGGUGCUCAAGUAUCGUUGCCACAACUUCACGCGGUUUACGUAUCCCGUUUGUUAGCCGCGCGAAGACAACCCGAUGCACCGGCCGUGCAUAGUUAUCGUGUUGUAUCAUUACGUGAUGCUCGCCCACCGCCUAGACCCCGAUCGGUGCCAGUGAAACCUAUAUUAAUGUGUUUUGUUUGUAAGCUUAGUUUUGGUUAUUCAAGAUCGUUUGCAGCGCAUGCACAAUCAGAACACGGUGUUACAUUACAAGAAUCAGAUCGUGACGUGUUAUCAUCAGAUUGUUCAGCGAUAUUACAAUUAGUUGGUGCUGAUAAAAAACCAUUAGUAUCGUUAUUAGAACCAUUAGGACCAGCGACUACACCAACACCUGAUCAGACCCAAAUAAAUACAUCAGUAGCAAAUACAAUGUCGACAACGACAAACGAUUGUGUUACACCACCUCAAAGUAAUGGCUCAGCGGAUUGUGCCCAAAGUUUAGUUACACAUGCUCGACGACCGAGUGAUACAUCACCAUGUCCGGGCCCACGAAAGAGCCCUCCCGUGUCGAGUGCAUCACCGCCAUUUGCCACACCAUCACCAGCAACAUUUUUAACUGGUACAACGAUUGGUGUGUGUCCCGAACAUAUACAGGGUCGACCAUCUGGUGUUGAAUGUCAACGAUGUGAAAUGAUAUUAGCAUCAGGACGUUUAGGAACUCCAGCCGGUAUGGCACAUCCACAUAGUCGAAAUUCAUGUAAAACGCUCAAAUGCCCCAAAUGUAAUUGGCAUUAUAAAUAUCAAGAAACAUUAGAAAUACAUAUGAAAGAAAAACAUCCAGAGGCUGAAACCAGUUGUAUAUAUUGUAUAGCAGGUCAACCUCAUCCACGUUUAGCGCGUGGCGAAACAUACACGUGUGGUUACAAACCAUAUCGAUGUGAGGUAUGUAAUUAUUCCACAACGACUAAGGGUAAUUUAAGUAUACACAUGCAAUCGGAUAAACAUUUAAAUAAUAUGCAAGAAUUACAAAAUGGUGGUGGUAAUCCAGCAAUGCAAUCACCUGCGGUUGUAGGAGCCGAUCCAGCUGGUUUACCAUCACAACAAGCCUCACCAAAAACCACGCCGUUACAUCAUUCACCAGUUAGUAGCGUAAGUGGUGCCAGUCAUAAACCAAAACCCACAUUCCGUUGUGAUGUGUGUAAUUACGAAACAAAUGUUGCACGGAAUUUACGAAUACAUAUGACAUCAGAAAAGCAUACCCAUAAUAUGCUGGUGUUACAACAAAAUGUGAAACAUAUGCAAACGUUGAGUGCGAUACAUCAGCAUCAGCAACAGAGUCAGCAACAACAUUUAGAAAAUUUAUUUGGAAGUCAUUUUAUGGGACUAGCAGCGGGUGCAGCUGCAACUAGUGGUGAUAAACCUGAAGCAGCUUUAGCUGAUAUGGCUUAUAAUCAAGCAUUACUAAUACAAAUGAUGACUGGUGGACAAAUACCUGGACAUUUACCUGCGGAGUUAGCACCACAUUUGGAUAUGGGUUUAAAUCCAGAAACAAUGGAACCACCUCCAGAGCCUGCAGAUCCAAAUCCCGAGCAUGUAUUCUCAUGUUGUGUAUGUAAUGCAUUUAAUAGUGAUAGUUUAGAGGCAUUAGGACAACAUUUGGCCAGAGAUCGUACAAAAACGCGAGAACAAGAGAUAUUAGCGUUGGUAGCUGGACAUUAUGUCUGUAAAUUAUGUACAUAUAAAACAAAUUUAAAAGCAAACUUCCAAUUACAUUGUAAAACUGAUAAACAUUUACAAAGACUGCAACAUGUGAAUCAUGUAAAAGAGGGUGGUCCUAGAAACGAAUGGAGACUGAAAUAUGUAUCAGCACCGGGAGGUGUACAAGUACGUUGUAAUGCCUGUGAUUAUUACACAAACUCAGCGCACAAAUUACAAUUACAUGCGGCCGGUGCUCGUCAUGAGGCUGCAAUUAGUUUAUUUAGACAUUUAAAUGAACGUUGUCGAACAAUACGUGGUGGUGAGCGUGCUCAACGGGCAUUCUUAUGUGCAUUAUGUGGUUUUAGUGCGCCUGCGAAAUUAGGUUUAUUACAGCAUGUAAGAUCUAUGAAACAUAUGCAUAUGGAACAAUUGCAUCAAUUACAGAAACGACAAGAUGGUCAAGAGACAAUCACCGAAAUUGGGGAUGUGUUUCAAGUUGUCGCACAGCCUGUUAGUGAUUUUGAUGAAGACCAACCACAAUCAACGCCCAAAUCACAACAGCCACCAAAUACACCCGAUCAUCAUAAAUCAUCACCCGAUUUAAUCAUCAAAGAACCCCAACAAUUUAAAUUUGAACCUCCAUCAUCGACACUCCUAGAACAACAACAAGAUGGUGGCAUGUCCUCAUCAGAUGAUCUCAAUACAUCAAUAGAAUCCACGACACCAUCCUCCAAUCAUAUAUGCCCAUUUUGUAACUAUAGUAGUAAUUCAGAGAUGCGAAUACAAGCGCAUGUUUUAGCCCAACAUAGUAAUCUUGCUCAACAACAAUCCGUAACUACCCCGCAACAACAACAAGCAGAACCGAUAUCAACUCCAACAGUGCCACAAUCACCACCUCAACAAUACACCUUUCAAUGUCCUUUGUGUCAAGAUGCAUUUAAAGAUCGUAUUAAUUUAGAACGUCAUGUCAUGCAAAUCCAUUCGGUUAAUUCAGAAGGAUUACAAAGACUGUUGAUGCUUGUCGAUCAAAGUCAUUGGUUAAAUCAAGUUGCUCGAAACAAUCAAACUCCUCCAAGUUCGAAUAUUAACAAUACCACGAUAACUGCAUCACAUAUGAUGGCAGCAGCCACGGCUCAACAACAAGCCUCACCUAAUUCUGUAACAUCAUCCUCGGGUGAUCGAGAUCGUAAAGAUCUAAUUAAAACCGAACGUGACGAUUUAAUUAUCAUAGAGUCGUCAUCAACACCAAAUAACGAACUUAUGUCACCAGUUAACAAUGACAACGAUGUCGUUAUCAAUGACACAAUCGAAUCAGAACGUUGUCAACAAUGUUUACAAACAUUUAAAAAUAUCGAUGAAUUAUGUUUACAUCAAAAUGAAUCAGGCCAUAUUGAAAUUAAACAAACACCCAGUGGUCCUGGUUACUUAUGUUGGAAAAAAGGGUGUAAUCAAUUUUUCCCCACGGUUUUAUCAUUACAAACACAUUUUAAGGAAGUACACGCAAAAAAUUCAAUAUCACAAAUGUCCGUUUCAGAGAAACAUGUUUACAAAUAUCGUUGUAAUCAAUGUUCGUUGGCAUUUAAAACGUUAGAAAAAUUACAACUGCAUUCGCAAUAUCAUUUAAUACGAGACGCAACGAAAUGUGUCCUCUGUGGACGUAAUUUUCGAUCGGUUAUUGCAUUACAUAAACAUGUGGAAUCCGUUCAUUCAGAAUUAUCUGAUGAUGAAUUACAAGCUUAUAAGAAUAGUUUAUUAAAUAAUCCAUUAUUAUUGGCUGGAUUACAAGGUCAUGUUUUGGAUCCGUCAACAACAAAUGACUUGUUAAAGCGAGAAACAAUGCGUGAUGUAUCUGGAAGUGAAAAUGAUUUACGUAACGCUUCUGGCGGACCAAAUGAAUUUAAUAAAACUAAUUCUGAUUCAUCCUCAUUAUUAGAAAAUGAUGAAUCCAAAGAAUUAAUUGAUAAUGACGGAGAAAAUUCUGAUGAUAGUAUCGUUUACAAAGAACAACAAUUCCUAGAAGAGUAUUUAAAUUCGCAAGCGGUAGCCGAAGAUAAUUAUGCGGAUCCAACACGUAAAUAUAAAUGCCAUCGAUGUCGUGUUGCAUUCACCCGACAAAAUUAUUUAACCGCACAUAAUAAAACAAUACAACAUCGUAAAGGGGAAAAAUUAAAUUAUCCAAUGGAAAAAUAUUUAGAUCCAAAUCGUCCAUAUAAAUGUGAUGUUUGUAAGGAGAGCUUUACCCAAAAGAAUAUUUUACUUGUACAUUAUAAUUCUGUAAGUCAUUUACAUAAAUUAAAGAGGGCAAUGCAAGAACAACAAAACAAUAAUAAUCCAGUUUCACCAACACAAGGUCAACAGCAAACAAGUACGUCAGCGAACAUUACAUCAACAGCAUCCACAGGGGUAGUUGUUAGUACUGGCGGGGGUAAUAAUAAUAAUAAUAACAAUACAAAUAAUAAUAAUACGCUUACAUUAACACCAAAAAGUACGACAAGUUCAAGUUCAACCACGUCAUCUUCAUCAACGGCGAAUAAUGAUGAAAUGAUGGAUGAGAAAAAACGUUAUCGUUGUAAUAUAUGUAAAGUUGCUUACACGCAAGGUAGCACGCUUGAUAUACAUAUGCGAAGCGUUUUACAUCAAACACGUGCAAGUAAGCUACAAGAUUUAGCAAUCAGUGGACAAAUCGAUUUAUCUAGACCACUAGUUGAACAACCAUCAAUGAAUGAUUUAAUAAACAACCCCUCACCACCUGGAGGGGUUGUUACACAACCAAUAUUACCUCAAACUCCGCCUGUACCAUCUACCUCCCCUCCAAGUAACAAUAAUACUGUUCAGGUAGUACAAACACCUCAAGGGAUGAUUUCAUGUCCUAAAUGUGGUGUUCUUUUUGCAAAUCAAGAUCAGUUAACUACUCACCAGCAUUUAUAUUGUAUGUUUGCAAUAACUAGUAGUGGUAUACCGACUAGUGUUGCAACAUCUAUGGCUGUAGCUGCAGCCCAACAACAAUUAGCAAAUAGUAAUAAUAAUAACAGUGUGGUGGACAAUGUUGUGACAAGACCAUCUCCAAGUGCUACCCCAAAUAGUGUUGUGACAAUAAAUGAUCAAAGCUCAAACGAUAUGAAUAAAUUAAAUAUACCGCGUAAAACUGGAUCACAUAUUUAUAAACAUUUGUUAGAAAGUUAUGGAUUUGACUUAGUGAUGCAAUUUAAUGAAAACCAUCAACGACGUCAACGUUUAGCUGCAGCUCAACAACUUCAACAAUUGGAGGAAUUACGUAAUAGUGUUGCACCAAAUAAAACACCAAGUCCAUUACCACAGCAACAAGCACCGGAUGUACCUAGUAACAACAAUACAAUUGGAACAACACCAAGUGGAAUUGAUAAUGAAAAUGGUUCUGGUGUACCACGAAGUGAGGAUGCAUCUUCAACACCACAUCAUUUGCCAGAGGUCAGUAAAUCCACGUGCCAACAUUGUAAUAAAGACUUUUCAAGUGUGUGGGUGUUAAAAUCACAUUGUGAAGAAAUUCACAAAGAUUUAGUGCCAUUAGAAUUCUUAGAAAAAUAUGCGCAACAAAUUAAAAACGAAUAUGAAAAGAAGGCAGUUGUAGUGUGUAGUACUACGGCGGGGGGAGGAACAUCAUCGUCGAUAGUUACGACAACACCACGUGCCACAACACCUGGUGGUGUAUCGACAAAUGCGACGACGUUGACUAUACCUCCGUUGUGUACCACAACUACCACCCCAAGUCUUGUUGAGAAUUCUGAUUUAAGUGAAGACAAUAAAGAAGUGUUGCAUACAAAAUUGAACAUUCAACAGAACACUACGACAACAACACCACCGGCUGCUUCCGGGGAUGGUGCUAUCACUGGUGCGGCUGCUACAUCCACAGCACCCUCGACACCAACAUCUUCCUCAACGCCUGUUUCGUGCAGCAACGAUAAUGGUGGUAGUGCCAACAACGGAGGAGCACCACCAGGUGGUCCAACGAUACCGGCAAAUAUCCAAGCGAUGUUGGCUCAAACUAUGGCCCAAAAUCCAAUGGCGUUUGCACAACAAAUGUCGGAAAUGCAAGCGGCGUUGAAUGUCAUGCAAUUACAACAGCAAUUCCAAAAUUUCAAUCCAAUGAUGAUGAGCCAAAUGAUGUCAAUGGGUUUGCCACUUGGUUUAAAUGCAUUGGCUGCAAUGAAUUUACAACCACCAUUGGUACCAUUAAUGAUGCCACCACCGCCAUAUGAUCCAAUGACACUCCAAACACAGUUUUCACCGCAAGAUCCACAAGCCAUAAUUGCCAAACAACAACAGGCGAUUAUUCAACAACAACAGCAGCAACAACAGCAACAACAACAACAGGUUGCAAAUGCUGCGGCAAACCAGAAGAGAGCACGUACCCGUAUUACUGAUGAUCAAUUAAAAAUAUUACGCGCCCAUUUCGACAUAAAUAAUUCACCCUCAGAGGAUCAAAUUCAUGAAAUGGCGGCCCAAUCUGGAUUACCACCCAAAGUGAUCAAACAUUGGUUCCGUAACACAUUGUUCAAAGAACGACAACGUAAUAAAGAUAGUCCGUACAAUUUUAAUAAUCCACCAUCGACGACAUUAAAUUUAGAAGAAUAUGAGAAAACUGGUGAAGCUAAAGUGUUACCAUUAAAUACGUCAGGCUCGUCGGGGUCGUCUGGUGAUGAUUUACAAAAAUCAACUUCAUCACAACCACAAUCAUGCCCUAGCGAUAAUGAAAACAAAUUAGGCCCAAUGGGUAUGUUACAAUCCACAUCGCCGAGUAUAAAUGAUUAUCCAAAUAGUGAUAUUGUUAAAACUGAACCAAAAGAGGAACAAAAUGAUGAGACUGAUAAAUUAUUACCAGAUACCCCAAUCGAUGAGAAACCAAAUAUAUUUAAUUUGCCAUUUAAUUUACAUCAUCCACCCCAAAGUCCAGUGCCAUCAUUAGCGGAAUCAGAAAAUCAAAGUUUGAUGCAUUCAAGAAAUAGUAGUCGGCCAUCAACGCCGACGAACUUAAAUCUUUCGUCUUUAAUGAAUCAACAACUUAAUGAUGUGAUUUCAUCGGUUUCUCAAUUGCCUGUUUCUAUGGCCCAAGUAAUGACACCGACAUCAUUGUCUAGUACAAUGUUACCACCACCAAAAUUGACGCCACAAAAUUUUGCUAGCCCUAAUAACGUGGGUGGACAACAAAAUAUGCUAUCAUUAACGCCAAAUCGUAGCAUUAGUCCAACACGAGUAGAAUUUGGUGGCAACAGUAAUGGAUCAAAUAGUUCCAGUGGAUCAACUGGCAAACGAGCAAAUCGUACACGAUUCACUGAUUAUCAAAUAAAAGUUUUACAAGAAUUUUUUGAAAAUAAUGCAUACCCAAAAGACGAUGAUUUAGAGUAUUUAUCAAAAUUAUUAAGUUUAAGCCCACGAGUGAUAGUUGUUUGGUUUCAAAAUGCACGGCAAAAAGCUCGAAAAGUAUAUGAAAAUCAACCAGCUGUAGAACCCGCACCAGGUGUCGCUGAAGAAGCCGGUGCAAAUCGUUUUCAAAGAACACCUGGUUUAAAUUAUCAAUGUAAAAAAUGUUUGUUAGUAUUCCAACGAUAUUAUGAGCUUAUUCGCCAUCAAAAGACACACUGUUUUAAAGAAGAAGAUGCUAAAAGAUCAGCUCAAGCUCAAGCUGCUGCAGCACAAAUUGCCGCAGUUUUGAGUUCAGAAGAUUCAAAUUCAAGUACAAUCAUUGAACAAAGUCAACAAAGUCAACCACCCGUACCACAAAGUCCACAAAUACAAAAUAUUCCACCACAAAGUCCGAUCAGUCAACCAACACAACCCACAACACCAACACCGUGUGGGUCGAAUUUUCCCAAUUCGCCAGCAACAACCCCAACACCAAGCCAACAAGGAGGUAAUAACAGCAACAACGAUACUAAGGAAGGUACAUUUCAAUGUGAUAAGUGUAACUUAGUAUUUCCACGGUUUGAUUUAUGGCGUGAACAUCAAUUGGUUCAUAUCAUGAAUCCAAACUUAUUUCCAUCUUAUCCACCUGACUCCCCGUUUGGCAUAUUACAACAACAUGCGCAGUUACAACAAAUGAAUGCGGCCGCAGCUGCAGCAGCGGGCAAUUUAAAUGUAUCAGAACUGAGUAACAGUACUGGCAACUCACCAAUACCGCAUCCAUUAAUGGGAUUGUUAACAAAUGCUGGCGGACAAGUGAAACGAAAAUAUGAUGAAUAUGAUCUGGAAAGUGAUAUGUCCGAUCAACCAAAAGAUAAACGACUGCGCACAACAAUACUACCCGAACAAUUGGAUUAUUUAUAUCAAAAAUAUCAAAUUGAAUCGAAUCCAUCUCGAAAAAUGUUAGAAAACAUUGCUCGAGAGGUGGGUUUAAAAAAACGUGUAGUCCAGGUGUGGUUUCAGAACACUCGGGCGCGUGAACGUAAAGGACAAUUCCGAGCACACGCCCAGGUAAUCAAUAAACGUUGUCCAUUCUGCCCAGCAUUGUUCAAAGUUAAAUCUGCAUUAGAAUCACAUUUACAAACUAAACAUGCAGAUCAAUGCGCACGCGGAGAAAUCAAUAUUGAUGCGUUGCCAGAUGAAGAAUUAAGUAUGGAAUCGGCGCCAAGCUUCAGUUCAGGUGGUGAUAAUAAAAGUUUUUCAUCAAAUAAUCCAAAUAUGAUUCCACCACUUUUCCCACCAUUUAAUACUCCUGACAUGGAAAAUUCAAUAAAAAAAUACUACGAAGAAAGUAUGAAGCGAUAUAUUAGUGAGUUGCAAGCACAUGCAGCUGCGACGAAUGGUGAUAAAAGUGAAAUAAUGCUUAAAUCGGGUAAAGAAGAAGGUGACUCACCAUUAGAUCUAUCUAAGCCUGUUGAUUUAUCACGACCAAUGAAAGUCACAUUGGAUCAUGAAAAAUCAUUUAUAGACCCAGGUCCAUUAACGGAUUUAAGUGAACGUUCCUUAUGUGAUGAUGAUUCCAUGUCAGAAACAACGGAAUUCUAUGAUGAUGAAAGUAAUCCAACAUCUCCAGCAAGUUCGACACAAAGUACUAAUAAUAAUCAACAACGUACAAUGACUUCGACGGGCUCAAAUUCGGGUGGCAAUAAACGUUAUCGUACUCAAAUGUCUUCGUUACAAAUCAAAGUAAUGAAAUCAUUAUUUAACGAUUAUAAGACACCCACAAUGGCGGAAUGUGAAAUGUUAGGUCGUGAAAUUGGUCUUCCAAAACGUGUUGUACAAGUAUGGUUUCAAAAUGCUCGUGCAAAAGAAAAGAAGAAUAAAGGUUCAUCGACAAAACCUGGAAGUGAACUAGUGGAAAAAACACCGGACGAUUGUAAAUAUUGUAAUUUUAAAUAUUCACAUAAAUUUUCCGUGCAAGAUCAUAUAUUUACAAAAUCACAUAUUGCAAAUGUGAAAAUGCAUUUAGAAGCGUUAAGUAAAGACUCAUCGGGUAAUUUAAGUGAUAAUGGUGAAUUUCAAGUGCCCCCUGUACCGGGUGGUAGUACAAACAAUAAUAAUAAUAGUGCGGUAAAUGCGGAUUCUACAACACAAAAUUUAUUGGCAACAUUAAAUAAUAAUGGCAAUAAUAAUCAGCAUUUAGCGCAAAUGCAAUUAUUACAAAUGGCUGGUCUACAAAUGGCGGCUGUUGCACAACAACAGAAACAAAACUCUGGUGGCGGUGAUGAUAGUAAAAAUAAUGACAAUGACAAUGCGAAUAAUGUGACGGAAUCAUUAUUUCAACAAUUGUAUGCGUUAAGUAGUGCUAGCGGUGGUCCAAAUUCAAGUGGGUUCCCUGGCGCGAAUCAGUUCCUACACCCUGCAAUGUUUGGUGCAAAUGUCGGAGCCGGGGGACUUUUACUAGACACUGGGGUAGCACCAGGAUUAACAACAUUAUUACCAAUGCCGCCCACAGUGGUUGAACAGGUAACAAAUGGUACACAAGAACCAGGCGUAACUUCAAUCCGCCUUCCAAAUGGAAAUGGUAAUACAUCGCCGAUAUCACACACAACACCAGACAUAUCGGCUGCAUGUCGUGAUGCCGAUUUAGAGGUAUGCUUCGUAUGUAAAAAAUGUAAAGUGGCAUUCACAUCUGAAGCCAAUUUAUUAACACAUCAAAGGCAAUGUUACAAUGGUAACAUGGAUAAUCGUGGUAGUUAUCGAAUUGUACAAAGUGGCCUUGAAUGUAAAUUUUGUCCAAAUGAGAAAUUUAAAAAUGCGGCAGAAUUUAAAAAACAUGCUGAAACUGAAUUACAUAUGAAAUGCAUUAAAAAUGGUAUAAUGUCUUCAUUACCACCGCCAUCCGAAUCGCCAUUAAUUCAUGAAAUGGAAGAUGUGGUAAAUCAGAUAACACUCUUAGCUGCACGUGCUGCACAAGAAACAACUCCAGGUGAUCCUAAUGCCCAACGAAACUCGCAAAUUGAUACAAAUUCAAAUAAUCCAUUUUGUCAACCGCCUGAGCCUUCGAAACGACAAAGAUUUUUAACAAAUCCACAAGACGUGCCACAGCCAUUAACUAGUGCCGGUCAUUAAAAUUGAAAAAAAGAAAAUUAUUUUCACACACAA
Messenger RNA from Chrysoperla carnea, 10576 nucleotides. RefSeq names its product zinc finger homeobox protein 3 (gene zfh2). The record is from RefSeq and is a predicted model, not a curated record. Bases 62 to 10543 code for a protein of 3493 amino acids. Gene Ontology annotation, biological process: regulation of transcription by RNA polymerase II. Gene Ontology annotation, molecular function: zinc ion binding; DNA-binding transcription factor activity, RNA polymerase II-specific; RNA polymerase II cis-regulatory region sequence-specific DNA binding. Gene Ontology annotation, cellular component: nucleus. The transcript has 5 exons. Lineage: Eukaryota; Metazoa; Arthropoda; Insecta; Neuroptera; Chrysopidae.